Venturia canescens is the source of this 960-nucleotide messenger RNA. RefSeq names its product protein MIS12 homolog. The record is from RefSeq and is a predicted model, not a curated record. The transcript has 4 exons. Bases 211 to 852 code for a protein of 213 amino acids. NCBI's taxonomy places the organism in Eukaryota, Metazoa, Arthropoda, Insecta, Hymenoptera, Ichneumonidae.
CAAUUGGUAAAUUGUCAUGUGUUACAGCUCGAACGGUAAUCAACAAUCGUUGAGCUGAACUACAGCUGACAAGCCUCUCUAUAAAAUGUUAUACCAGUAUAUUUCAAACCUUGACCCCUUGACCAACCUUUUUAAUAGAUGCUCAUUUUGGCGGCAAUAUCUGUAACCGACAUCAUUAUAUUGUUAUUAAUUAACUUGUAAAGAAAAACUAUGUCCUGCUGUGAAUCACAAGUACGCAAAGAUGAGGAGUACGAAAUGCAGCUACUUGGCUUUACGUCGAGAAGCAUUUAUACGAUAGUCCAAAACAUUGCCGCUGGAAAGCUUCAAUCCUGUAUAAAAAAACUUUGUACGUGUCUACAAAUUACGUAUAAAGAAAAAGAAAAUUCUGCUGCAAUUAUCAAAGAUAAUGAGAAAAAUCUUGCAAAAAUAUAUUAUCUGCAUUCAAAGCCUCAUAAGGAAGUAGUAAAGAAGUGCAUUCAACAAUUGAUUGCUGUGCCUAAAAAUAUUUUAUUGCAAGAAGAUUUGGGUCAGAGGACUCAAUUCUCAGAAAAAGAAUUCCAAAAGAUUGAAGCAGAACUGAAGAUUCUUCAGUCUCAAGCUCACAGGGCAAUUAUUUUUCGUGAGGCUCUACAAGAAGAACUCGAUCAGCUCACUGAAUUCGAUGUGCUAAUACAAGAUGCAGAGAUAAUAUCUUCAAUCGUUGAAAAUAGCACAACGUACACUGGCAUAGACGAAGAAACUAUUAAAUGUGUUGAAAGAUGUAAAACCCUGGAAAAAGCUGUAGGAAAAUCCAUAACAAAUACGCUUUCCUGUGUAUCCGAAACAUCCCUAGCUUCCGAUGACUUCACGUGAAUUUUCUUAAAAUUCAAAGAUUAAAUUUUUAUUUUCAUAAUGAAUUUUUUCCCUGUUCAGUUCUCAACUCGUGUUUUAUUAUUCGAUUGAAUAAAUUAUUUAUUUACA